This is a messenger RNA of Cimex lectularius (bed bug), 1961 nucleotides long. Its product is annotated as juvenile hormone acid O-methyltransferase-like. The transcript is spliced from 6 exons. The record is from RefSeq and is a predicted model, not a curated record. NCBI's taxonomy places the organism in Eukaryota, Metazoa, Arthropoda, Insecta, Hemiptera, Cimicidae. Bases 896 to 1852 code for a protein of 318 amino acids.
ACCAAAAUCCUGCAUUAUUUUCCGGACAACCCAAUAUGUAUUUCGGUUCUAUGUCUACAAAAAAACAUGUUCAAUGGUAGUUUAAACCGUGAUAGAGCGUUAAUGCAAUUAACUACUUGGUAUCCUUUGUUACUUAAUUCUUCAACUAUUAUUCCUGUGGGGGUAGAGAAAUGCAGACCUUUUAAUACAAUUCUGUAAUUUUUUUCUUCUUGAUACGUAUGAAAUUCAGUUUGAGUUUUUUCCAAAAAUUGUAUAAAUUUUCUGUAUGUAUGUGGUUUGUUUGCGAGUAGUUUUAACGAAUUGUUAGUUUUUUAUGAUGAAGGAAUUGACGCCUCCUAUGUUUUCUAAAAUUUUUGUUAGUGAAUGAGCAUCCACUACGUUUUUAAUGUAAAUCGGUGGAGGUUUCGAUUCUUUUGUUUCUGUACUAUUUUUAUUUGAGGUUUCUGUGUCAGAAAAUAUUUGAUAUUGAUUGCUUGUAGGGAUUGGAGUACUCACAGUAGUUUGGAUACGCGGCACUUUCCUCGGGUCCCUGUUAGCAAUUUGUGGACCAGGUCGCUUUCUUCCAAAAACUUAGUGCCACUCAUCUGUAAGAUCUUGUUCGUUUAAGGGACUAACCUCAAAAUCCGUUUCUUGAUGUUCUUCAUCCAUUCUUGAAUCGCAUUGAACAGAGAAACUCAGAAGGUCCAGAGAGUUUAAAAGCAAAGUUCGCAAUUAUAUUAAUUUCAAAGUUCCAAAGCCAUAAACGGCCAGAAACUUAUAGAAAAACAAAUUUUUUGCAAGCUGUUUUACACUACGUGUGAACGAGUCUCUAUAGCUAACAUCUGUAUGUAAUCACUAAUUUAAAAUUAUUUUCUUACAAUAUUUAUUAGGUUAAUAUUUAAUUGUGUUGUAAUUCAUGUUUUUCGCACGAGCGGCAUUAAGGCCAGCUUCUCAUUGGAACGUAGCGUUGGUGUUGGAUCGGCGGGUUCACAUGUUGAGAGACGUGUUUGUAACGCCUUCAAACUGGAGACGACGUUAUAGCUCGAAAUCCGGAAAGGCUAUGUUAGAAAAUCCGAUCCUCUAUUCGAGGGAAUCAGAGGACCAUCAAAACGAGGCCAAAUGGUGCCUGGAACGUUACGGAAACAGGCUGAAAUGGACAAAAGACGAAUCUGUUCUGGAUUUCGGCUGCGGGACUGGAGACGUCUCCGUCAAAAUUCUCUUUCCUUAUAUCAAAGACAAAAUAUCAUCUAUGCUGUGUGUUGACAUGGACCCAAAAAUGAUCACUUUUGCGAAAAAACAGUUCAAAGAGCCGAAGGUAAAGUUUGAAGUCUUCGACGUCGGCCAGGCUGAGAACAUCUCGAAAAUAAGCCCCGUAGAUAAAAUAUUUUCUUUUUUUGCUCUGCAAUGGGUUGGAGAUAGAAGCACUUUGGGAGCUAAUAUAUAUCAGCUUCUUAAGCCAGGUGGGCAGACUUUUCUCCUUCUUGUGGCCAAAAACGGCCUCUACUUCGUAUGGGACGAGGUGGCCAAAACGGCCAAAUGGCGACCAUAUCUAACCGACGAAAUCGAACAUCUGAACGAGUACGCUUACAGCGACGACCCGCUCAGCCUUUUCACAGAGGCCUUGAGAAAUGCCGGCGUCAAAAUUGAAUUCGCCGAACAAAUCCAAAGGGAAAACGUUUUCAAAUCGAGAAAACUAACUGACGAACUUAUGAUUCAAAAAAUCAGGACUGUCGAUCCUUACGUGUCCAAGAUCCCACACGAGCUGAGGGCCGACUACCUGCAGGACGUGUUGACCCUCACGAAAAAAAUGGUCUCGCCCAAAGGCGCCACGGACUACACGGGUUUGAUCGUUAUCGCCUCACGCCCCAAAUGACAUGGAGUGAUUACAACUAGAUUAUUUAUUUAUUCUCUCCCUUCUUUUACCCAUAAUUGCCUUUUUUACACCUUUGUAGAUUACAUUGAAAUAAAUAGCUUCUUAACAA